Knipowitschia caucasica is the source of this 357-nucleotide messenger RNA. The record is from the annotation of a GenBank genome assembly. Lineage: Eukaryota; Metazoa; Chordata; Actinopteri; Gobiiformes; Gobiidae.
AUGGGUGGGUGGUGUGGGGAGGUUGGUGGGUUUUGGGGGUUGAAGUUGGGGAUGUUGAGUGGUGGGGAGGGGGUUAUAUUGUUAGGUGGGGGGGGUAUGUGGUUUUGGAAAGGCGAUUGGGGGGUGGAUAUUGAUGGGGAUUGGAUAGAGAGGAUGAGGAUGGGGGUUUGGGGGGGGGGGAAUAAAUUAUUGGAGGGGUUGAGUGGGGGGUGUGUGGGUGGUAGAGGGGGGUGUGUGGUUUUUGGGUGGGGUGGUUGGUGGGGGGUUGUGGUUUUGUUGGUAGGGUGUUGGGAUAUGAUUUGGGGUAAUUUGGGGGGGGUUUGUUAUGGGUGGAAUUGUGGGGAGGUGGUGAGGUAG